GAGCCGUCAAUAAAUAACUACAAGAUAGUAUUACUAGUAUUAUAUAAAUAAAUUCUCCAUCUAUAUUUUCUCAAAAACAAAUCCAAAUCACCUAUUUCUAUCCUCCAACUUCCAACCCUUUCUUCUUCUCUUUCCGCCACCCAAAUGAGUUACUACAACCAACAACAACCGCCCGUCGGCGUUCCUCCGCCGCAAGGUUAUCCGCAGCAAGAGUCUUAUGGAAAAGACGCUUACCCUCCGCCGGGGUAUCCGCCGCAAGGCUACCCUCCACAGCAGGGCUAUCCACCGCAAGGCUAUCCACAGCAAGGCUAUCCACCGCAAUAUGCUCCUCAGUAUGCUCAGCCUCCGCCUCAACAACAGCAAAAUUCAUCCGGUGCUGGUUGCUUGGAAGGCUGCUUGGCUGCUCUCUGCUGCUGCUGUCUUUUGGAUGCGUGCUUUUGAGGGGAGAUAUUACUUUGCACAAAUUGGGUUGAUUACAAAUGUAUUUUGACUUUGAGUACAUGAUGAUUAUUGUUCUUGUAGUUUCUUUUACUUUUCCUUGUUUAUUGUUUGUUUUUAUGAAUAUCAAGUUAUGAACUACUGCUUCUAAAUAUCAUACUGCCUUAUUAAAGGAUUGCUCUGUUUAUAA
Messenger RNA from Lathyrus oleraceus (garden pea), 628 nucleotides. Its product is annotated as cysteine-rich and transmembrane domain-containing protein WIH2. The transcript has 3 exons. NCBI's taxonomy places the organism in Eukaryota, Viridiplantae, Streptophyta, Magnoliopsida, Fabales, Fabaceae. Gene Ontology annotation, cellular component: plasma membrane. Bases 145 to 441 code for a protein of 98 amino acids. The record is from RefSeq and is a predicted model, not a curated record.